UCCCAAUCCCUUAUACGCAGCGUAGCAAAUCUCUUCACUUGCACUUUUCAUCAAGCAUACAAACAAACUGCAAAUUUCUUAUACAAAUUACAAACAAACCUACAGAGAUGGCAGACAAGCCAAGCAGAGGCCUCGUAUUGUACGGCGACGGGCUGGCUCGAUUCAUCAGCCCGCCCCAUACUCAUCUCAAUUCGCUCGCUUCUCGGGCUCUCUGCGGUUUCCUCUCCCUCCCCCAUUCUCCUCAAUCAGAAAAUGAGGAUAUGAGGAUAGUUAGGGAGUUCGCAGAGUUGCUUGAUGCAAACGAAGCAUAUAAAAGCACGGCUGUAAAAGGAAUAUUUGAAGAUACACCUCAAGAAAAGUGUGCAUUUCCAUCUGUAGCAGAGAGGUUCAUGGGAAUGAAGGCGGCUAUCGUCACCGACAACUCAAGUGUGAAGUCUUUCGGAGGUAUGGUUGGCUUCAAAGUGUUUUCCUGGAACGAAAUGUCUGGAAACGACGGUUCUAGUGCUGAGUCAUCACAUUUGGCUUCCGAGGUUCUGAAAUUGCUUGGAUUUCAGGAAGGGAAGGAACUGGAUUCGGGAAUCUUUGAGUUGGUUUUCGCUCAUAUUGGAGCCAACACGAAGAUGAAUGGGGUCGAGGGCGUAGAUCUUGUGAACCGUUUGGUUGGUGAUUUCUUACUCAAGGCAUCACCUGGAAGCAAUAUUGGCUCUAGGUUGCACAUGUCUGUUAUUAUGAGCUACGGGGCUACUUUGGGAGACAAGGAUCUUGAACUUUCAAUUUCAAAUGCUGGGAAGAAGGGUGAUAGUGAACUUUCGCACCUUUUCCCGCGUCAAAGUUACAUGAUGAAAGCCGGGAAACCGAGGGAGAAUAUUAGGCAGCAUUGUCCAAUGCUACUAGCCCAGUAUCAGCAUGCUGUGACACGCGUUGAUGCAGUUGAAUCAUUUUCGUUUAGUGAUUUUCUUGAGAAUGGGGGGAACCUCGUUAUACCGGUGGAUCGAUUCUUGCAUGAGGUAGCUUUCAAGCUAUGGAAGGCCCCAAAAUAUGGUGCUUAAAUGCUCUUCUGCGGCAUAUCAUCAAACCUAACAAGUUCGAAGGCGACUGCAACGAACAAGAUUUUAUAAUGCCAAGAAUAGAUCAAGAUUUACUUUGUUUAUCGAACUAUGGAUGUACUUAUGCCAAUAUUAUAUGUAUUUUGUUUACUUUGUUUACCA
Messenger RNA from Salvia hispanica, 1208 nucleotides. RefSeq names its product rhomboid family protein. NCBI's taxonomy places the organism in Eukaryota, Viridiplantae, Streptophyta, Magnoliopsida, Lamiales, Lamiaceae. The record is from RefSeq and is a predicted model, not a curated record.